UGGUUUAUUCCGCUGACCAUGUUGAAUGAAUGGGCAUGGAUGGGCUUAUUUGAAGUACCGGACCAUGCUUACAAAUCGUCUCAGCUGGCAGCCAGUUUGGAUUAUUUUGUCUUAAUUAUGGCCUUGUUCUUGCGGAACCCCAGACUCCUUACGAACCAGCGUUUCUGUCUACAGUUGCAGCAGGUUUUUCACUACUGUGAUGCAACAGUGAUAGCUGCUAAGGAGCCAUUCCAAGUGGAACUUGUUGAAGGGAAGAAGUAUUCUUGGUGCAAGUGUGGACUAAGUAAAAAACAGCCAUUCUGUGAUGGAAGGCAUAAAGUGACCCAAAUCAAGCCAGUCCGGUUUGUGGCAGAAGUAACCAGCUCUGAGAUCUUCCUGUGCGGAUGCAAGCAGACAGGUUCGCCUCCAUUUUGCGACGGAACUCAUGCCACAGAAAAAGUCCAGUGUGCAAAUUUAUGACAAAAACUGUUUUAAACAGUUACUUUUUAUGGAGACACGUAGUCACUUGCGGUCAAACUUUGAAAAAAUAAGGGAGAACAAACAAUUAAUUUCAAUUGUCCCGCGGGUCUGUUCCGUCGCAGAUCAAAGAUGACGUUAGAAUGUUUUAACAACAAAUAAAGUGUCAUACGAGCA
This is a messenger RNA of Pocillopora damicornis (cauliflower coral), 633 nucleotides long. RefSeq lists its product as uncharacterized. NCBI's taxonomy places the organism in Eukaryota, Metazoa, Cnidaria, Anthozoa, Scleractinia, Pocilloporidae. Gene Ontology annotation, cellular component: mitochondrion. The record is from RefSeq and is a predicted model, not a curated record. Gene Ontology annotation, molecular function: 2 iron, 2 sulfur cluster binding.